CUCCCCCUCUCUCUCUGGACCCAUAUAGAACUCUAUAAAAUCAUGGUGAAGAAGAAGAUGAUAAUGAUGAUCUUGAACAAGGACUUUACAGGCUGAGCCGUGAAAUUGAGGUCAGGAGGGAUUGCCCAUAUCUUGAUGCUGUUAAUCGCCAGUGUGUAUGCAUGUUUAGUUUGUGGGAAGUAUUACCAAGGAAGAGGGAAGAAGUCCCAUGCAUAUACUCAUAGCCUUGAAGCUGGACACCAUGUUUAUAUCAAUCUUCGAACGGAGAAAGUUUAUUGCCUUCCCGAUGGAUAUGAAAUCAGUGACCCGUCAUUGGAUGACAUUAGACAUGUCCUGAACCCGAGGUUUACUGAGGAACAAGUUGAGCAGAUUGACAAAAACAAGCAAUGGUCUAGGGCGCUUGAUGGUUCUGAUUACCUUCCUGGAAUGGUGGGGCUCAAUAACAUUAAGGAGACUGAUUUUGUCAAUGUCACAAUUCAAUCUUUAAUGAGAGUCACUCCACUAAGAAACUUUUUCCUCAUCCCUAAGAAUUAUCAACAUUGCAAGUCUCCGCUUGUUCAUCGAUUUGGGGAGCUCACGAGAAAGAUAUGGCAUGCACGGAACUUCGAAGGACAGGUGAGUCCGCAUGAGUUCCUGCAGGCAGUUAUGAAAGCCAGUAAGAAACGGUUUCGAAUAGGAGCGCAAUCUGACCCAGUUGAAUUCAUGUCAUGGCUGCUUAAUACACUGCAUGCAGAUCUUAGAACUUCAAAGAAAGAUAGCAGCAUCAUCUAUGAGUGCUUUCAGGGGGAACUGGAGGUUGUGAAGGAGAUUCCUAAGAAAAGUAUUGAGAAGAAAGAAAAUGGUGAUGACCAGAAUACAGAUAUUGUGACUGAAAAUAAUGGCAUUGUCAAGGAAACUUACAAAAUGCCUUUCUUAAUGCUUGGAUUGGAUUUGCCCCCACCACCUCUUUUCAAAGAUGUUAUGGAGAAAAACAUCAUACCCCAGGUCCCACUGUUCAACAUCUUGAAGAAAUUUGAUGGGGAGACGAUUGAGGUGGUCCGACCUCACAUAGCAAGGAUGAGGUAUCGAGUCACCCGAUUACCACAGUAUCUUAUUCUCCACAUGCGGCGAUUUACCAAGAACAACUUCUUUGUGGAAAAGAAUCCGACUUUAGUCAACUUUCCUGUGAAGAACCUUGAAUUGAAAGACUACAUCCCCUUGCCAACCCCAAAAGAGAAUGAGAGAUUGCAUUCAAAGUAUGAUUUGAUUGCCAACAUUGUUCAUGAUGGCAAACCUGGUGAAGGUUCAUACAGGGCAUUUGUACAAAGAAAGUCAGAAGAAUUAUGGUAUGAGAUGCAGGAUCUUCAUGUUUCAGAAACUCUUCCCCAGAUGGUUGCCCUUUCUGAGACUUAUAUGCAGAUAUAUGAGCAGCAGCAGUAAACUUGGGACAGUUUCAAGGGCCAUGGUUGACGGAUUAGGUGGUUUUUAAGCCUAUUCUGGGAGGCGAGUGGUUUCAUAACAAGGAAAGCAAAACGAGGGGAAACAUUUUUUGAGGUGGCAUUUGCCUGAGUUUGUGAGUUUUAUGGUUCCAUGGAUUCUGUAAGUUGUUAGUUUUGACCAAAUUUUGACAGUGAAGGAAUUGAUAUCAUAUGUUUACCAAAAGAAAAAACCCUCGGUACUGUAGAGUAGGCAGCUGUAAAGUGCUGAAGGAAUGUAGCAAACUGUUUGAUAAUGAUCUCUGUUCUAAAAA
Molecule: messenger RNA, 1729 nt
Organism: Prunus avium (sweet cherry)
Lineage: Eukaryota; Viridiplantae; Streptophyta; Magnoliopsida; Rosales; Rosaceae
Source: RefSeq, a predicted model, not a curated record